AUGAUAGAAGCUGAUAAGAAAUUCUUGGAGUUGGUUAAGAAAAACCAGAAGCAAAAUACAAAUCCAGUCUACCAAUACACACUUGAAGAUAAUCCAGAAUCAUUGACACUCCAAGAUGUUCUAGAAAGUCAUAUGACAGAUCCAAUUGAGCUCAAUUCGUUCGAUUCCAUGGAAAAAGAAGCAGGAAUUCCUUUUUCAAAUGAAAAGCAAAGAACUGCAAUUAAAAUGGCUCUUAAUGAAAAUAGAAAGCUUGUAUGUAUUCAAGGACCACCGGGAACUGGAAAAACAUUCACAUUGACACUACUUCUAUGUAGACUUAUUCAACAGAAAAAGCAGGUUGUUGUGUUGGCACCGACACGUGAAGCACUGGCAAAUAUUAGGAUGAUGACUAAAAAGACGCUGAAGAGAAUGGGAAUUAAAGUUCACGAGCACGCGUUGAUGGAUACGAACGAAUAUCGUGAUGUUAUAAAUAAAUCGGACAGAGCUCUAAUGGCAGCGGAAGAAGUUAGAGAUCUGCGAAAAGCAUUUGAUAACGGAGAAAUAACAGAAAAUGUGCUCGACGAAAUGAGACAAUCGAUAAUUAAUCGAGUUCGAAAUGAAGUUGGAGCGGAAGUUAUUGGAAAUGUGCGAGUGGCAUUUGCAACGAUUGGAGCGAGUUUUGUGGAUUUUGUUAUGAAACACAAAAAGUUUGAUCCAUGUCUUUGUAUUAUUGAUGAAGCAGCACAAGUGAUGGAAGCACAGACAUGGCCUGCCGUGUACAAAAUGAAGAGAAUUGUGAUGGCUGGGGAUCCGAAACAGCUUCCUGCGCUUGUUUUUACUGAUGAAGCAAAAGCAUUCGGGCUCCAGAAUUCUGUGAUGGAUCGUAUAUUGGAGAAGAAAAAUAAUUUUAGUUGGAUAAUGCUUGAGAAUCAAUAUCGGAGCAAUGCAAAAAUCGCAACUUGGUCAAAUACUUGCUUCUAUCACAAUCAACUCAAAACUGACGUCAAAUGUCACGAGUAUAGUCUUCAUACUAUCCUGAAUCCUCAACCGAAGAAAUUCCGCAAUUUAUUUGAUCCGUUGGUAUUAAUCGACACUUCUCUGGAAAGAGAUGUAGAAAAACGAUUGGAAACUUAUGAGCAUGCAGUAUUUGAUACAAAUAGUAUUAAUAAAACGAAACAAGGAUUUUCAUAUGCUAAUCUAGCCGAAGCAAAAAUCGCGAUUGGACACUACCAACGACUUUUAAAAUAUGGAGUACAACCAAGUGAUAUUGCAAUAAUUACUCCAUACAAAGGACAAACAAGUCUUGUGACAAAAUUAAUGGAAGAAUUUGGAGCUGAGACUGGAUAUACUGAUUUCGUUCAAACAACAAUUGGAACAGUGGACAGUGUUCAGGGAAAAGAAUAUGAAGUUGUCAUUUUUACAAUGGUUCGAUCCAAUCCAAGAAAAACGAUGGGAUUUGUGUCUGAGCUUCGGCGGCUUAAUGUGGUUAUAACGAGAGCUAAAAGACAUUUCAUGUUCAUUGGAAAUGGCUACCUUCUUGCCGAAAGUAAAAAGGAUGAGAUUCGGAAAUUAUACGAUUGCUUCAAAAACGCGAAACGCCGCUUCCAUCCGAAUAAUGCAUUUGGAGAAGAUGGAAAUGUCACUGAUUAUGUUUCAAAUAACUUUGGACAGGAUCUCGAAUCAUUUAUGAACUAUUCAAAUGAUGAAGAAAUGAUCAAUUGGUGUAAACGAUUUAAUGAAAAUGGACCGGAUUAUCGAGCAAAAAAGGCGUUGGCUUGGGAGAAACGAGAAGAAACGAGAUUGAUGAAAACAAUUUCAAAAGUAAAGUAUGAGUACAAGAGAGGAUCAACAGAGCAGCUAGCUAGUGAACUCGAUCAAUUGGAUUGCUCGUCUAAUUAAUUAUUUGAAAAUGUCUUUAAAUCUCAUCAAAAAUUGCUCGCAUUUAGCUAUCACAAUUACAAAAAUUUUAAAUCACAAAAUUUUGGUUUUUUUAAAAAAUUUUUAUCAACUUUAUGGCCAUCAUUCUUGUAAUAUGAAACCCGCUAGAUAAGUGUAUAUAUUUUUUAACUUCCUAAAGCGAACUUGACACAUUUUAUACAUUUAUCUCAUCUCACAUCUCUUUUUUAUUUUUUCCAGAAAUUGAUCGGUAGUUUUAUAAAAUUGUUGCGUAACAUUCCCCUUGAUCCAUAAUAAAGGUUUAUUCUUUGUUU
Caenorhabditis elegans is the source of this 2189-nucleotide messenger RNA. It is a transcript of the gene eri-7, whose product is annotated as Enhanced RNAI (RNA interference). The record is from RefSeq and is marked reviewed. Gene Ontology annotation, molecular function: helicase activity. NCBI's taxonomy places the organism in Eukaryota, Metazoa, Nematoda, Chromadorea, Rhabditida, Rhabditidae. The transcript has 10 exons. The coding region runs from base 1 to 1878 and encodes 625 amino acids.